This is a messenger RNA of Symphalangus syndactylus (siamang), 4167 nucleotides long. RefSeq names its product tyrosylprotein sulfotransferase 1 (gene TPST1). Gene Ontology annotation, cellular component: Golgi apparatus. The record is from RefSeq and is a predicted model, not a curated record. NCBI's taxonomy places the organism in Eukaryota, Metazoa, Chordata, Mammalia, Primates, Hylobatidae. Gene Ontology annotation, molecular function: protein-tyrosine sulfotransferase activity. Gene Ontology annotation, biological process: peptidyl-tyrosine sulfation.
CCGCUCCCCUCUCGUCUCCUCACACCCGGCCCCGUGCCCCGUCCUGGCAUCCCUUGGCCUCUUGUCACCUUCUGCCCGGUGCCUCCCAGUUGUCCAACCCCGCCCCCGAGCGCAGAGCCCCGGGUCUGGCCCGUCCGGCCCCUGCUCCCACGCCCCUUCCCCCAUCGCCGGCGUUUCCCGGGCUCGGCUUCGCCCCGGCCGCGGGGGCCUCUCCCCUCUGCCCCUUCUCUCCCUUCUCGCAGCCCUGGGACCACGUCCUAGCCCCGCAGUCCCCUGGGAUGAGACCCUCGUCUCGCCGGGAUCGGACAUUUGCCUCCACCUCAACCCCGGCUGCGCUUCUUGAGCUCUUCGCCCCAUCAUCCUACCCGUUAUGUUGGUUAUCUUUCUGAAGUAGACUCUCCAUGGCCUGAACAUUUUCCGAAAAUCACUUUGAGGAAAAUAUCUGUUUAAUAACAAGAUAACCACAUCAAGAUGGUUGGAAAGCUGAAGCAGAACUUACUAUUGGCAUGUCUGGUGAUUAGUUCUGUGACUGUGUUUUACUUGGGCCAGCAUGCCAUGGAAUGCCAUCACCGGAUAGAGGAACGUAGCCAGCCAGUCAAAUUGGAGAGCACAAGGACCACUGUGAGAACUGGCCUGGAUCUCAAAGCCAACAAAACCUUUGCCUAUCACAAAGAUAUGCCUUUAAUAUUUAUUGGAGGUGUGCCUCGGAGUGGAACCACACUCAUGAGGGCCAUGCUGGACGCACAUCCUGACAUUCGCUGUGGAGAGGAAACCAGGGUCAUUCCCCGAAUCCUGGCCCUGAAGCAGAUGUGGUCACGGUCAAGUAAAGAGAAGAUCCGCCUGGAUGAGGCUGGUGUUACUGAUGAAGUGCUGGAUUCUGCCAUGCAAGCCUUCUUACUAGAAAUUAUCGUUAAGCAUGGGGAGCCAGCCCCUUAUUUAUGUAAUAAAGAUCCUUUUGCCCUGAAAUCUUUAAGUUACCUUGCUAGGUUAUUCCCCAAUGCCAAAUUUCUCCUGAUGGUCCGAGAUGGCCGGGCAUCAGUACAUUCGAUGAUUUCUCGAAAAGUUACUAUAGCUGGAUUUGACCUGAACAGCUAUAGGGACUGUUUGACCAAGUGGAAUCGUGCUAUAGAGACCAUGUAUAACCAGUGUAUGGAGGUUGGUUAUAAAAAGUGCAUGUUGGUUCACUAUGAACAACUUGUCUUACAUCCUGAACGGUGGAUGAGAACACUCUUAAAGUUCCUUCAGAUUCCAUGGAACCACUCAGUAUUGCACCAUGAAGAGAUGAUUGGGAAAGCUGGGGGAGUGUCUCUGUCAAAAGUGGAGAGAUCUACAGACCAAGUAAUCAAGCCAGUCAAUGUAGGAGCUCUAUCAAAAUGGGUUGGGAAGAUACCGCCAGAUGUUUUACAAGACAUGGCAGUGAUUGCUCCUAUGCUUGCCAAACUUGGAUAUGACCCAUAUGCCAACCCACCUAACUAUGGAAAACCUGAUCCCAAAAUUAUUGAAAACACUCGAAGGAUGGAAGCGGUCCAGUGUGAUCAUCCUGCUACAGAUGGCUGCCCAGACCUCCUGGGAGCAGCGCUUUAUCAGGGCACCAUUGUUGGCCUCUCCUGUUGGCAGGUUGGACACUUAGCCGUGAUUGUUGCCAGGUCAGCCUUGACAGGUGGAAGCCUGUGUCACUGAGCACAUGCAUGAUCUUCAUUCCUCCUGCUCUCACAGUAGGAUGUGAACUUUGUUCAUUAGCCUUCUGAGCAAGGGAAACAAUGGCUGGUAAAAUAAUGAGUCAUUUUGUCCACUUGGUUAUUGAGAGCCUCCUCUGCUGAGAUUAUCCAUUGGUCAUCAUUUACAUGGGACACAAAUACUCUCACACUUUUUCCUGUUUGAGAAUAGUUUAUUGACAUAGCUCUUUUCUACAUCUUACCACAGGUUUCCCAACCUUAUUCUAAGUUUCUGAAUUUCCAGUCAAACCAUUUGCUGCUGACCACAAAUCAGUGUGGAUUCAUAUUUAUAGUCAUCACUCCUUUGAGACAAAAUGUGCAGUCAUGUACACUGCUUGGAGUGUAUGAUGAGCAGCCUAAGCAACUUGGGUAACUUGGUAGCCAAUGGUAAAGUGUUCAGUCCUUACUAAGUCCCAGUAGCAAGGGCUACUUCUCAAAAGGGAGAGUAAUGAUCUCCAGAAGUUAGCAUAGCUUUGCUCUAAAAUCCUAGGGUUCUAUACUGUGAUUUACCUCUAGGGCCUGCCAUACCUCCACACACCACUCAUUAAGUAUCAUCCUGUAUCUUAAGUUUUUGUUGGCGAUACUAAUCUCUGCAGUUUCUCUAGGAAUGCAGUAUUACUUUUGGUGUAAUAUUUUGGUAGAGAGAGGCAGCUCUAGUGUAACCCCUGAGGUAUGGCUUUAGUGUGCUACCCAUCUCUGUUAGUCCUAGGGACACCAUCACCAAUCAGCCACCACCAGAGAUCUCUACAGCUCACACCAUUCUCUUUUCCUACUCUACCUCUGCACGUGCUUAUAAAGUAUAGCCAUGUGCCCAUUUUUUCUGUCAUGAAGCAUCACCAGUUGGCUUCUGUGACUCAGAAAUCUUUUCAUCCUUCCCUUGGGUUCAGGAGUGUAUUUCUCUGACAGCCUUUCCCAUUAUUAUUUCUAGCCUGCAGUGAACAAGCACUAAAGAGCUUUUUAGGGAUGUCGUUGCCCCCUUCACCAAUGUAUUUCUCAAAGACUUGGUGAGGGAGUGAGUUCUCUAGACCUUCCUGGGAUGUAGUUCGGAGAUGAGUAAACAGAUCAGUCAUACGUAUUAAAUACACUCCAGUAUUCCUUAUUUUCUAACCUUUUGAAUAAAUUUUAUUUUGAGACUGAGUUUUGCUUUUGUUUCCCAGGCCGGAGUGCAAUGGCACCAUCUCAGCUCAUUUCAACCGCUGCCUUCUGGGUUCAAGCAAUUCUCCUGCUCAGCCUCCUGAGUAGCUGGGAUUACAGGUGCCCGACACCAUGCCCAGCUAAUUUUUGUAUUUUUAAUAGAGACAGGGUUUCACCAUGUUGGUCAGGCUGGUCUCGGAACUCCUGAUCUCAGGUGAUCCACCCACCUUGGCCUCCCAAAGUGCUGGGAUUACAGGCAUGAGCCACUGCACCUGGCUUGAAUAACUUUUAUUUACAGUAUACCAAGGAGGUUCUGGCAUCUAAGCUUCAUUAAGCGACUGAUGGAUCCAGGUUUUAGCCAACCAGUUGAAAUUGUUAGAGUUAUUCCCUAAUUACUCAAGCCAAUAUACUGCAUCCAAAAUAUCUGGUUAAUAUACUCAUAUAUUGAUAAAUUUGGCCAAGUCCAACGUUACAUUCCUUCUUGUCUGGUCUAACAUUCUUAGGAUUCAUUCCUAUACACUUCCUAGGUUUCUGCAAGUACAAAUGGGCAAAAUCUAGCACAAUGACCCUAGCCCUCUGAGGGUCAUAGCAGGUUGGUUCAGGAGUAGGAACCUGACCCAACCCAGGCAAAUAAAGGUCUUUCCCUGGGACUGUGAAAUGGUACCAAGGGAAGAAAGGUGGUUUCUGUCUGGUAGGGAGGGCCACUGGAUAUAAGGCACAGGAACUGUUGCUGGAAGUGUUAGACACUGCUGACUGUUUGUUCCUUUUUCCCUAUUAGUAAAGACUAUUCCUUUAAAAAACCAAAAAAGGUAGAUAAAAAUACCAGAUAUUCAUUUUUCCAUAUACUCUUGUGGGUGGAAUGACCACUUGACCAAUUUUUUAUAGCCAGUGAUACAUAAGGAGAUUUUUUUUUAACAGGGAGAAAAAGAGCUUACAAAUUUUAUGUGCACAUGUAUGCAUGGGAGUUAUACAAUUAAAAAAAAAAACUCAAAUGGCUAGAUGAUUGACACUUUUAUACCACCCUGAGAUACAGAAAGAAUAGGGGCUUGGAUCAUGGCCAAACAAGUUAUGGUGGCAAAACAGGUUAUGGGAGGAAGAGAAGACCACCUUUGCCUGGCUAGCAAAGGUAGUCUUGAACUCUCACAGGCAGCAGCCCUCAGAAAGAAUAGAUAGUAGCCAGUGAUAAAUGUUUCUAGCAGACCCUUAAAGGUAUUAGACUCUCAGUUAAUCAUUCUUAGGUCUGGAUAAGGAGAUGUUUGCUAGGGAUUUUCUGGGAGGGAUUUAGCUUUCUGAGAAAAUAAAGAAUUGUGUGAAAAGA